Molecule: messenger RNA, 918 nt
Organism: Tilletiopsis washingtonensis
Lineage: Eukaryota; Fungi; Basidiomycota; Exobasidiomycetes; Entylomatales
Product: putative PRO3-delta 1-pyrroline-5-carboxylate reductase
Exons: 4
Coding region: 1-918 (305 amino acids)
Biological process (GO): L-proline biosynthetic process
Molecular function (GO): pyrroline-5-carboxylate reductase activity
Source: RefSeq, a predicted model, not a curated record
AUGUCCGACUACACCCUCGCCGUCAUCGGCUGCGGCACGAUGGGCGUCGCCAUCCUCUCGGGCGUGUUCGACUCGCGGCAGGCCGUCGCGGCGCGCGGCGACCUCUCCUCGUCCGUCUCCUCGCUCGCCGACGCCGACGACGCCGCCGAGCUGACGCGCCUGCCGUCGCGCUUCCUCGCCUGCGUGGCGCGGCCCGAGUCCGGGCGCCGCCUGCGCAAGACGUUUGCCGACGCCGAGGGCGUCGAGGUGUUCGUGUCGGACAACCUGCGCGCCGCUCGCGCCGCCGACGUCGUGCUGCUGGCGUGCAAGCCGCACAUGGUCGCCGACGUGCUGGCCGAGCAGGGCCUGCGCGAGGCUCUUGCAGGCAAGCUCGUGUGCAGCAUCUGCGCCGGCCUGCGCAUCGAGCAGAUGCAGGCGUGGCUCGACCCCAGCACCAAGGUCGUGCGCGCCAUGCCCAACACGCCGUCGAAGAUCCGCGAGGGCAUGACGGUCCUCUCGACGCUCAACCCGAAGCUGCCUUCGUACGAGGACGACCGGCGCGUGCUGCUCUCGAUCUUCUCCGCCGUCGGUCGCUGCCGCUUCCUUGACGAGAAGCACUUUGACGCAUGCACAGCGCUGGCCGGCUCAGGCCCGGCGUUCGCAUGUGUCUUCCUCGAGGCCAUGGCCGACGGUGGAGUGAUGAUGGGCCUGCCGCGCAAGGAGGCGCUCGAGCUGGCUGCGCAGUCGAUGCAGGGCGCAGCACGCAUGGUGCUGCAGUCCGGCAUGCACCCGGCCGCGAUCAAGGACAGCGUCACGACUCCCGGCGGCUGCACCAUCGCCGGCCUGCUCAACCUCGAGGACGGCAAGGUGCGCUCCGUCGUGGCGCGCAGCAUCGAGGCGGCCGCCGUGCACGCCGCAGGGCUCGGGCAGAAGAAGUGA